Messenger RNA from Daphnia magna, 1781 nucleotides. Its product is annotated as UDP-glycosyltransferase UGT5. Bases 190 to 1746 code for a protein of 518 amino acids. Lineage: Eukaryota; Metazoa; Arthropoda; Branchiopoda; Diplostraca; Daphniidae. Gene Ontology annotation, molecular function: UDP-glycosyltransferase activity. The transcript is spliced from 5 exons. The record is from RefSeq and is a predicted model, not a curated record.
UGUUAUCUAUUUUUGGUCAACCAAACGGGCAAGUAACAAGAUCCAUCAUAACCUGUACUUAUAAAUCGUCCCCAGUCUAAUUCAAAAUUCUUAAAGAACCAAUCAAGUCAGCUAAACACUGGUGUCUUUCACUUUGGAAAGGCUCAUCAACUUGUCAUCACAAUUAUCGUUAGUUCAAUACGUAACACGAUGAGACUUCAAUUAAUUACGUUGGUCGUGUUAUCUGCUUUGGCGACGGAAAGCUGCAUGGGAGAGAGGAUCGUUGUGCUAUAUCCAGCGGGGGCCAAGAGCCAUUUUUACGCCGUCAUGCCGCUACUAGAGGAACUGGCAGAACGCGGGCACAACGUGACCGUAUUCUCACCAUACAAAGGAAUCACAAAAACAAUAAAAGACGCCACAGAAAUAUUUCUGGCAUCGAUAGCGCAGAAAGUUGACACAAUCGACAUCGAUUGGUUUGGUAUGCAAAAACAAGGAUCAAAACAAUUUUUCACAAUGAUGCGCAUCAUGACCGACCUUUCCGUUCUCGCUUGCGAGGGAACGGUGACAAAUCCAGAAUUUCAAAACGUCAUUAAAAAUCGUGACGUCGAUUUGUUCAUUGUUGACGCAUUCGGGCAUGAAUUCAUCUAUCCAAUCAUACAUAACAUUGGAAUUCCAUUCGUCAUUCACGGUUCUUCAUCACCUCUUCAGACCACGCUGGACGCAAUGGGAGCACCUAAAGAAUACGCCUCAGUUCCUGCCAUGCCGCUGGAUUUCGACAAUCACAUGAAUUUCUUUCAGCGAUUCGUCAAUGUUGUGUUGGGAGAAGCGCUGAAAUUGAUGCGAAAUAUUCUUAUUAUAGCAAAAUUAGACGCGAUCAUUCAACGAGAGUUUCCAGGUGUUAAAACUAUUAAAGAAGUUGAAGGAGAGGCCAGCCUCUACAUUUCCAACGCCCACGCAAUCACCAAUUGGCCGCGCUCUUUACCUCCGACAGUCUUGACUAUUGGAGCGAUUCACGCCCGGCCGGCCAAACAACUUCCACCGAAAUUCAAAGUCUUUGCCGACGAAGCUAAAGACGGUUUUAUCGUCUUCACGCUGGGGUCUUUCGUCUCGGUGUCGUCCAUGCCACAAGAUCUGGUCGACAUUUUUAUGCGAGUCUUUUCUAAACUUCCCCAGCGAGUGAUUUGGAAAUGGGAGGCUGCUAUUCCGGACAACAUUCCGCCCAAUAUCAUGAUGGUCGAUUGGCUACCCCAACAAGAUCUCCUCGGACAUCCGAAUGCCCGGGUCUUUAUCACUCACGGUGGUAUGCUCGGUACGCAAGAAUCAAUUUACCAUGGCGUUCCAUUGCUUGGUUUACCGUUUGGCAAUGAUCAACAAGCUAAUGUAGCACGAGCUGUUCGAGACGGAUGGGGCCUGAAACUUGACUGGAAUGAAGUGGACGACCGCAUCUUAGAUGAAGCUAUUAGACACCUCAUCAAUGACCCAAGCGUAAAAGCGAAUGUAACGAAAUGGUCACAGCUGAUGCACGACGAAAUAAUGCCCGGUAAAGAAGUAGCUGCCUACUGGAUCGAGUACGUUAUCCGUCAUGGAGACACUAAACACCUUCAACUGGCCUCCAAAAAUAUGCCAUUCUAUCAACGUCAUUUGAUUGAUGUGGCAUUUUGUUUGGGUUCAAUUGCAAGCCUCUUUAUUUUGAUUGUUUUCAUGCUUACUCGUACGUUACUACAAUGCUAUCGGAAGCGCACAUCUGAAAAACUAAAAAAAACAUGAAAUGUUUUACUUCAAUAAAAUAAUUUUCAGUUCAA